Rosa chinensis is the source of this 2319-nucleotide messenger RNA. Its product is annotated as NADH-ubiquinone oxidoreductase chain 1. The transcript has a single exon. Lineage: Eukaryota; Viridiplantae; Streptophyta; Magnoliopsida; Rosales; Rosaceae. Gene Ontology annotation, biological process: aerobic respiration. Gene Ontology annotation, molecular function: NADH dehydrogenase activity. The record is from RefSeq and is a predicted model, not a curated record. Gene Ontology annotation, cellular component: membrane. The coding region runs from base 643 to 942 and encodes 99 amino acids.
ACGGGUUUAAAAGAAAUAUAUAUAUAUUAUAUUAGCUUGGUUUUUAUGCAAAAAAGACAAAACGGGAUUGGAUUUCCACUCAGAAGGAAGGUUAGAUACCUUUGACAGGUUGUAUUUUUGGGAUGGUGUUCAAACUCCCGAAAUGAACCAUUACAGCUGGCGUCGACCAGCUUUGCGAUACGGACGGACACGAAGAAGAACGCAGGCAGCGGAAAUGCAAAAGAGAAGAGCAAAGAUUCCCGACCCUUAUUGACUCAACCACAAAUCUGUUGAAUGAAGGUAGCUUGCUUACUCUCAGCCACUAGUUAGAAGGAAAUCCCUUUACUUUCUUUCAGAACCUUAUGCAGUACAGAAAGCAAGUGAGGCGGGCUAAGAUUCCAUUCGAAGUAAGGUAACAAGAUUCGAUGUUGCACCACCUUCAACUCGAUCCGGAGUUUUUCGAGAAAAGGUCCCAUCCUUCAAUAUCAUGAUUGGGUCGACCAGGCCAGAUCAUGAGUGAAAUAUCAUGAUCGAGUCGACCAGGCCAGAUCAUGAGUGAAUAGAAAAUCGAAAACGUACAUAGCUGUUCCAGCCGAAAUACUUGGAAUAAUUCUACCACUUCUACUAGGAGUAGCCUUUUUAGUGCUAGCUGAACGUAAAGUAAUGGCUUUUGUGCAACGUCGAAAGGGUCCUGAUGUAGUGGGAGCGUUCGGAUUGUUACAACCUCUAGCGGAUGGUUUGAAAUUGAUUCUAAAAGAACCUAUUUCACCAAGUAGUGCUAAUUUCUCCCUUUUUAGAAUGGCUCCAGUGACUACAUUUAUGUUAAGUCUGGUUGCUCGGGCCGUUGUACCUUUUGAUUAUGGUAUGGUAUUGUCAGAUUCGAACAUAGGGCUACUUUAUUUGUUUGCCAUAUCUUCGCUAGGUGUUUAUGGAAUUAUUAUAGCAGGUUGGUCUAGUAAUUAGGGGCGGCCGUUCGGUCGCCUAUGAUACUAGGACCAAUAGGUCAAAAAUGGGUUUGUGCCGCAGGUGUUGAACGAUCUACUCUACACAGGUGUGGGCUUACAGGGCUAGGGCUCAUAAACCCUUUCUUUCAUUCAUCAAUAGGGCCCUGGUCGGUCACUUUUCGGAUCGAUAAGUGGAAGUCAUAAAAAAGAGAUGUUUCUCCUCAGAUCCAGAGGAAGGGUAGCUUGUCAAGCUGGCCUCUUCUUUUUUUUUUUUAGAAAAAGAUUCGCUGUCUUUUAACCGGCUGUUCUUCUUUGUCAACGCCUACUAAGGACCUAUAGGUUCGCCUACUUGACUUAUGAAAGAUAAUGAGAAUGGGUUAUUCACAAAGGAAAAGGCGCUACUUAGCCCUACUUUUUUAGAAGUAAGCGGGCCCCUACUAAUGUAUUGUAUAGUAGGGUAUAGUAGGCGAGCGAGUUAGCGAAGACGCUUAGGCUAAUAGAUAAGAGAGCGUCGGUGCGUAGCCUUCAUUCUACUACGCUACGAAAGAAAAGGUUACGAAGUCACUUAGCUCGACGUUAGGAGAGUCAAGGGGGGAACACCAUACCUACAUAGAAGAACCGCUGUUCGCUGACUUUCUAAGGUCUAAACCUUUCGCUCCCCGGCGCAAAGCCGCUUCGCACCACUGAGAGACUACUUAAGAUUAAAUUAAAAGGCGCCCUACUUAGUUGACUGACAAUGACAAAGGCUUGCGAAACUAAGUAGGGCCUGAGGCCCCUGCGAAUCCGUAAAUAUGAGGAGCAUGCCGCAACAAAAGGAUGGUCCCCUAUGUAUUUCAUUCUUUCCGGAAGGGAAAAAAAGAAGUACCCCCAUCAUGGUGAACCUCUCCUUGUGAUCGGGAUGAGGUAGAUGCCUCCCAGCCGGGGGGGCGGAUCGAAUCGGAGUUUCCUUAGGUAGCCACCGACCUACAGUUAUCCUUAAACUUCCGUGCUUGGUGGAGAAGAAGCGAACAAAGGUACGCUCGCUUGCUGUCUUGUUCUCUGCCGCGAACUGGGAUCGCUCGCCAGCUAGGUCAGAUUGGAGCUACUUUUUUUUUGAGAACAUAUUACCCAUAUUCGGGGACAAGGGCGGAACGACCUCUCGAUCUACUUACUGCAGCCCGGGAAUAAAAACGUCGUCUAGGCGUUCCCUGUUGCUCCGAUCUCCCCUACGCCUAGGACGUUGUCUGGGCCAAGAGCCAUAGUUAGUUGCUGUUUCCAUUUGGUUGUUUUUUUCUUGUUGUUGAUACCGGCAAGACCCAGCCAGAUGAUGUCUGCUGGUUGGUAGUGAGAAGACUCUUAGUACCUGCAUACCCAAAAGGGGGCGCUGAUUAAAAAACAAUCAUUUGAUUUAGUUUCU